Messenger RNA from Seminavis robusta, 3492 nucleotides. The record is from the annotation of a GenBank genome assembly. NCBI's taxonomy places the organism in Eukaryota, Bacillariophyta, Bacillariophyceae, Naviculales, Naviculaceae.
UGGUUAUUGAGCAAAUGUAUGCUUUAUCCUUUCCUUUUUGUCAUUGUUCUUUUCCUAUCUGAAUCGAAUCGAAUCAGCGCAUCGAUUGGCAAUACUAUUGUGGUGAUAGCUCGCUGAUUGAAUUUUGUAUAUACAUUGGUAGAAAUUAUUGGUCCGUCCGUCCGACUAAAUUUUGGACCAUGCUCAGCUUUUGCUGUUGGCUGCGGAAAACUUGGCCAAUCCAGGGACCGUAAACUUGUAUGGAACUCCAGCAUUCUUGACCGUGCGAACAGCAAAGGCAGGGCUGCUCCAUCCAUCAUGUUGUUCCAGGGGAUAACCUUCUCCGAUACGGAUUGGUGCUGGGGUUUCUCCGCCUUCACUGGUUGGUUUGAAGGUCGCGUAGGCUUUAUCUCCAUCGGGUGCCAAGAAUUCCACAAAUUGAACCUCUCCCUUUUGCAGCUUUUCGCAAAAUUCUGCAUAGGAUACGGAAGGUUCAUCCAAGUCAUCCGCGUCCAGGCCACCAAAUUGGCUGUUGCGAUAGUUGAAGAUGAGUCCAUUGAAGGCUGUUACAGGAAUUCCUUGUCGGGUUUCAGUUUCUUGCACCGCAUUGGCAGCAGCAGCAGCCCCUGUCAAGAUCGAAACGGCAGAAACUCCUCCCAAUGACAAAAAGGACCGACGGGAUGGAGUGUUGGAGGGUUCCUCCUUCUGGCUACCGGUCCCAGAGAAAAGAGCUGUGGCAGACCGGCUAGUGGUGCUCACUGCAGGCAUCGAAAAGGCUGCCGCGCCGCCAAGGAGGCUGGAGACGAGCAAGAUACGAGUAAACAUGGCCACCAUUAUUUUCUAACAAUGGGAUUGAUGAACGGGCUUCUCUAUCGCUACAUGUACAACAACCAACAACACAUUCCACAAGCUGACUUCAUCUUUGUUAUGGUCGGCAUGAACACGUCACUGUGGCGCAAUGGAGAACCCCAAUAGGGCUCAGGAUCUAAAAUGCAGUGAUAGUAAACCGUUCUGGAUCUUUUCUUGGACUGACGUCGAAUACAAAUGGGUGUCACCGAAAGAUUGUCUUUUCCCUCACUUUUCUUGUUUUUGGAUCAUGCCUGGUUCAUUGCUCUUGGGCAGCUCUUGGCAACAUUUCACUUGCUCAAGUCUAACAAAUAAUAAUGGUGUCAACAAAAAGAACCCUGCAAUUGCAUCCUUGCUUGAUUGCCCUUCUCCUCACCAACAGCGUUAUCCUGAUUAUUAUUUAUUAGCAACCACACAAAUUUAGUGGCGGUAGUUCCGAAUUGCUCUGAGCGAAGAUCCAACCUUGGUUGUCUCUCCUUUUCACAGGUACCACAAACACAAAUAGAUUUGCGGCGGCUACACUUUGAAGUUCCUCCAGACCAAAAUCCAACCAUUCGGUGCAACUAAUAAAGUAUCUUCCACUUUGCGUUUUCCUCACGUACCAUAUUACCAUGUUCCCCUCCAUUAAUCCCGAAGAAGUGGGAACGACAGGCCUCUUGUGGCUGUUCUUUUCCUAUGGCUAUGUCAUGUAUUGGGCAUCCAACCUGAUCAGCGAAGGUUCCGACCUUUUAAUGCUGGUACCUUCUUUUGCCGGUCUGGUGGGUGGUGUGGUAUUACCCAUUUUGGGAGCUGUUCCUGAUGGCGCCAUUAUGCUCUUUUCAGGAUUGGGUAGCAUUGAUAAGGCGCAAGAGACACUCUCGGUGGGAAUUGGGUCAUUGGCGGGGUCCACCAUCAUGCUCAUGACAAUUCCGUUCAGUUUGUCCAUUUUCACUGGACGCGUCGAUCUGGAUCCAAGCACUGGAAUGCCCAAUUACUUCAAGAAACCAAAACUCACACCAGGCUUGGGUGUAGACAGCACGCUCUUUCACACAGGUAUUUCCGUCACCAAGGAUGUCCAUAUUGGAGGUUACGUGGUGGCAGUCACUUCGAUUCCGUUUUUCAUGAUUCAAGUUCCUGGAAUGUUCAUCCGAGGGCCCCUCGAGGAAGUGACACCCGAAAUUGCCGCCACGCAAAAAUAUUGGGCCCUUGCGGGCAUGUUGGUCUGUAUUGCUUUCUUCGUCGGAUAUCUGUAUUAUCAAGUCCUAUCCUCCAACGAGGGAGCAGCCCGAAUGAAGCGGGUCGAAGCGACCAAACAGCAACUCUUGAAGGGCAAGGUUUCUCUCUCGGGAGCUUUCUUUGACACCGUCAAAAUGGCUUCUUCUCGUCAACUAAACACCGGAUCCACAAGAGGCUACGAAUCCAUUCAGCAAGAAGUUGAAGACAGUAAGGCAAUGCCUCCACAAGUCCGUGAAUACUUGAAGGAGGUUCUAUUGGAACCCUUUCAUAUCUACGAUUCCAAUCACAAUGGGAAUCUAGACAAGAAAGAAUUCAAGUACUUUCUGCGAGAUUUUCACGAAACGAUCAAAGACGAAGACGUUGAUGAAAUCUAUAAGCAAUUCGACACAGAUGAGAAUGGCAUCAUCACCUUUGACGAGUUCAUUGAUGCCUGUUACACAAUUAUGCUGCAGCAUACAUGUGCCGCUGAUGCCGACAACAAACAUUGCAGCGGGGCCAAUGACGUCGAAACGGGUGCCCUGCAGGACAACAAGCCCCUGGUUGAUGGGAUGUUCGGACCAGAAGAAGGAGACGAAGAGAAUGGCGAAGAGGAAGAAAUUCCGCCAGAUAUUUCCGAACUCUCCCCCGAACAGCAACAAACCGCCCUCAAGAAACGAGCCCUCGUCAUGCUCACUAUUGGUACCGGUUUGGCAGUACUCUUUUCUGAUCCCCUGGUGGAUGUAUUGAAUGAAAUUGCCAAUCGCAUUGGCGUUUCUCCGUUUUAUGUCGCGUUUGUCUUGGCUCCUAUUGGAUCCAAUGCUAGUGAAAUCAUUGCUAGUCGAUACUAUGCAGCCAAGAAAACCAGAAGAAGCAUCACCGUGAGCUUGACCGCUCUUACAGGUGCCGGGACCAUGAGCAACACGUUUUGUCUUUCCAUCUUUAUGGGGUUGAUUUACUUUCGAGGAUUGGCCUGGUCCUACACGUCGGAAACCAUUGCCAUUCUCCUGGUGGAAUAUGCUCUGGCUUGCAUGGUCCAAAGGGAGAAACUCACUUGCUUCGAUGCUCUUUUGAUUCUGAUGUUCUACCCCCUCAGUUUGGUCUUUGUUGCCACCCUGGAACACUUUGGAAUAGAUUGAAUGGAAGAAAGCCCACGCAAGAGUGCAUGGCUACGGUAAUACGUGUUGUUUGGAUUUAACUUUUGUCUCAGUGGAUGAAUGAUUGGCGCAGCCUGCCUUGUUCUCGGGGGUUUACCAGAUCGCUCAUUCAACAUAUAUGAACUCAGCUGAAGAUGAGGGCCUCCUCAACCCUCAAUACCCGACACUAGACGCAUGGGACAGUCUGUGGGAAACUUUUCUGGGGGGUCAUUCUUUUUUUUUAAAUUAAAAAAUUGCCUUUACUGGUACGGUAAAAGAUGUUGGCUAUUCUCAAGGGUUGCAUGUAUUUUUGAUUAGGUUGCCCUUGCCGCUACCCAGC